AAUUAGUUGCACAAUCUCCUUCAACUUUCUCUUCUUUAUUCUUAAUAGCCGUGCGAGUGUUGUAUAAAUAUGUAACAUCGUAUCUCUCUCUCAUCGCUCACUCUCAGACAGUUAAAAAAAUGUCUCUCUUCUUAACACUUCUCUACGUUUUCCUCUGCAACUCAAUUACUCUCUCAUCAUCUCUCUCUCUCCACUUCCCUCUCACAUCUCUCCGUCUCACUACAACCAGUAACUCAUCCACCUCCUCUUCUUCCCUCCAAACCUCCCUAGCCUCUCGCCGGAAUCCAUCUCAGUCGUCAUCAUCUCCUCCGUACAAUUUCCGAUCAAACUUCAAAUACUCGAUGGCUCUGAUUCUCUCUCUUCCGAUUGGGACACCUGCUCAGACUCAAGAGCUUGUCCUCGACACAGGGAGUCAACUCUCGUGGAUCCAGUGCCAUCGCAAGAAGAAGAAACCACCAACGACGUCGUUUGAUCCUUCGCUGUCUUCAUCCUUCUCCAACUUGCCUUGCUCUCAUCCUUUCUGUAAACCAAGAAUUCCCGAUUUUACCCUUCCCACAACUUGCGACUCGAACCGUCUCUGUCACUACUCUUACUUCUACGCAGACGGAACCUACGCCGAAGGCAAUCUCGUCAAAGAAAAGUUCACCUUCUCGAGUACCCAAACUACCCCUCCUUUGAUUCUAGGCUGUGCUGCCGAGUCUACAGACGACAGGGGUAUUUUGGGGAUGAAUCUUGGUCGUCUUUCUUUCAUCUCGCAAGCGAAAAUAUCCAAGUUCUCUUAUUGCAUUCCAACCAGGUCGAACCGGCCCGGUUUUACCCCGACAGGGUCUUUCUACCUCGGGGAAAAUCCCAUCUCUCGACAAUUCAAAUACGUCUCUCUUUUGACUUUUCCUCAGAGUCAACGCAUGCCGAAUCUAGACCCUCUGGCUUAUACAGUACCUUUGCAAGGUAUCCGAAUCGGACAAAAGAGGCUAGAUAUCCCAGCCUCUGUUUUUAGACCCGAUGCUGGCGGGUCGGGUCAAACCAUGGUCGAUUCGGGUUCUGAAUUCACUCACUUGGUCGACGUGGCGUAUGAUAAAGUGAGGGAAGAAAUAGUGAACCGUGUAGGGCCCAGAAUGAAAAAAGGUUACGUCUACGGCGAAACGGCUGACAUGUGUUUUGAUGGAAACAAUCCUAUGGAGAUCGGACGGUUUAUAGGAGAUCUUGCGUUUGAGUUCGGGAGAGGAGUGGAGAUUCUCGUUGAAAAACAAAGGCUUCUUAUUAACGUAGGAGGCGGGGUCCACUGUGUUGGCAUCGGACGGUCAAGCAUGCUCGGUGCAGCUAGUAAUAUAAUCGGGAACGUUCAUCAGCAGAAUCUAUGGGUUGAGUUUGAUGUAAUCAAUAAGAGAGUGGGUUUCAGUAAAGCUGACUGCAGCAGAUCAUUACCUUAAUGAGAAGGCUCCAGUAUUUAUCUACGGUCGUGCGUAUUAUUCGAAAAUGUUCCCCGAUUAUGAUCAUCUUUGGGUGAUUGUUCGAUCGGACAGUGUAUAUUAUUAGAUCAGUUUUAUUCUGGGACUGUGUGGUCCCGUUAGAAGGACAUCUGUCUGAAGCAAACUUGUUCUCUUAUUAAACUAUGUAACUAUAAUAAUCAAAUGGUUC
Messenger RNA from Raphanus sativus (radish), 1638 nucleotides. Its product is annotated as aspartic proteinase PCS1. Gene Ontology annotation, biological process: proteolysis. Bases 120 to 1430 code for a protein of 436 amino acids. Gene Ontology annotation, molecular function: aspartic-type endopeptidase activity. NCBI's taxonomy places the organism in Eukaryota, Viridiplantae, Streptophyta, Magnoliopsida, Brassicales, Brassicaceae. The transcript has a single exon. The record is from RefSeq and is a predicted model, not a curated record.